Schistosoma turkestanicum is the source of this 300-nucleotide messenger RNA. The record is from the annotation of a GenBank genome assembly. Lineage: Eukaryota; Metazoa; Platyhelminthes; Trematoda; Strigeidida; Schistosomatidae.
AUGAACUUUUCAAAAUGUCAUGCAUCAAAAUGUACACUGAUCACUAAUAUGAGCGAUUGGCGAGAGGCUGAUGCACUUGUAAUCACAGAAGGUAUAGUGCCUAGUGGACUUCGGCCACCAGAGCAGUUAUGGUUUGCCUUACUACAAGAAUCUCCUGCACACAUUGCAAUGGCAGAUUUUUUGGAAAGUGAAGUAAGUGGUUUUGGUCGUUUCAUUGUUCUUGUUGGUCGUUCUGAUGUUGACUGUCAUAAACAGGUGUUUAACAAAAAUGGCAAAACUGAAUUUAGUCUAUUCUAUUGA